GGCUCGGUGGAUUGUCCCAACCUGGAGUUCCAAUACGGGGAUGCUGACAGCCACGGCGUGGAGUUAGCAGAGCUGUACAGCUACACUGAGGAACCUGAGCUCAACACCAACAGGAGAUGCUUCGAGGAGGAUUUUCAUACUCAAGUGCAGGGCAGGAGGUGGCUGGAGCUGGAUGGAGCUCAGCAGAAGGCCUAUGUCAUGCACUUGCUAGAUGGGCUGGAGGUGGUCAACAGAGACAAGCGGCUCAAAGUAGCACGGGCCAUCCUCUACCUGGCACAAGGUGUCUUUGGAGACUGUGAUAAUGAAGGCGAUGUCCUGCACUGGUCUCGUCACAACAGCUUCCUCCUGUACCGGCUGGGAACCUUCACCGCCUUCCUGGAGCUCCUCAACAUGGAGAUUGACAACAGCCAGGCCUGCAGCAGCGCCCUGAGGAAGCCGGCCAUCUCGCUGGCCGACAGCACAGAGCUCAGGGUACUGCUCAGUGUCAUGUACCUGAUGGUGGAGAACAUCCGUGUGGAGCAGGAGGCAGAUCCCCCCGAGUGGAAAACCUGCCGGGAGACCUUCAGGAUGGAGCUGAGUUUCCCUGUGCACACUGAGGAGCCAUUUGCUCUUCUGCUCUUCACGAUGGUGACCAAGUUCUGCAGUGGCCACGCUCCACACUUCCCCAUGAAGAAGGUUGUGCUCCUGCUCUGGAAGGUGCUUCUGUUCACGCUGGGUGGAUUUGAAGCCCUACAGGAGAUGAAAGUGAAGAAGAGGGAGGAGCUGGGGCUGCCACCCUUGCCGGAGGACAGCAUCCAGGUGAUGCGCAGCAUGCGCGCUGCUUCGCCUCCCACCUUCUCCAUCGAGCUCAUGGAGCAGCAGCAGCAGAAGCGUGGUCACCGCAGCCGGAGGGUAAGACCCCUGAUGAAACAAGACAGUUUGGACAUCUACAACGAGAGAGACCCCUUCAAGAAUGACGAAGCAGGAGUUGAUGAAGAGGAGAACGAUGAUGUGGACAGUGGGAUCGAGGGGGAACUGGACCUGAUGGAGCGGGAUGCAAUUAUCCCCACGAUGCCUGCUCAGCGCCCACCUAUCGAAAGGGUGUCGUUCCCUAAAGGGCUCCCCUGGGCCCCCAAAGUCAGACAGAAAGACAUCGAGCAUUUUCUGGAAGCAAGCAGGAACAAAUUCAUCGGGUUCACGCUGGGACAAGACACUGAAACUCUGAUAGGGCUACCACGGCCGAUCCAUGAAAGCGUGAAGACACUGAAGCAGCACAAGUACGUUUCCAUCUCAGACAUCCAGAUCAAGAAUGAGGAGGAGCUGGAGAAGUGCCCCAUGUCUCUGGGGGAAGAGGAAGUCCAAGAAACCCCUUGUGAGAUCUUGUAUCGAGCAAUGUUAUACAAUCUCCCCCAGUAUAUGAUAGCUUUGCUGAAGAUCCUCCUUGCUGCAGCACCCACCUCUAAAGCCAAGACUGACUCCAUCAACAUCCUGGCAGACGUGUUGCCUGAAGAGAUGCCCAUCACCGUUCUUCAAAGCAUGAAACUGGGGAUUGAUGUGAACAGACACAAAGAGAUCAUUGUGAAGAGCAUCUCGGCUUUGCUGCUGCUGCUCCUCAAGCACUUUAAGCUGAAUCACAUCUACCAGUUUGAGUACGUGUCCCAACAUUUGGUGUUUGCCAACUGCAUCCCGCUGAUCCUGAAGUUCUUCAACCAAAACAUCAUGUCAUAUAUCACUGCCAAAAACAG
Molecule: messenger RNA, 1724 nt
Organism: Antrostomus carolinensis (chuck-will's-widow)
Lineage: Eukaryota; Metazoa; Chordata; Aves; Caprimulgiformes; Caprimulgidae
Product: striatin-interacting protein 2
Exons: 16
Biological process (GO): cytoskeleton organization
Cellular component (GO): cytosol
Source: RefSeq, a predicted model, not a curated record